Molecule: messenger RNA, 4221 nt
Organism: Callorhinchus milii (elephant shark)
Lineage: Eukaryota; Metazoa; Chordata; Chondrichthyes; Chimaeriformes; Callorhinchidae
Gene: ubxn7
Product: UBX domain protein 7
Exons: 11
Coding region: 37-1536 (499 amino acids)
Biological process (GO): proteasome-mediated ubiquitin-dependent protein catabolic process
Cellular component (GO): nucleus
Molecular function (GO): ubiquitin binding
Source: RefSeq, a predicted model, not a curated record
GAGUGCGCCUGCGCCUGCGCGGGCGCUCAGUGUAAGAUGGCGGCGGUUGGUGAUGGAGCGGGGUCGGCCGGGUCGGCGCUGCAGGGGUUAAUCCGGCAAUUUACAGCCAUUACAGGUGCCAGUGAAAGUGUGGGGAAGCACAUAUUAGAAGCAUGCAACAACAAUUUGGAGAUGGCUGUCACAAUGUACCUGGAUGGUGGUGGAAUAGCUGAAGAGCCUAGUACCAGCACUGCAGGAACAUCAGCGAGCAGACCACCUGCACAGGACGAAGUCCGAGCACCAAUUCCACAAAAGCAAGAUAUCCUAGUAGAACCUGAGCCUUUGUUUGGGGCUCCAAAACGACGGAGACCUGCACGUUCUAUAUUUGAUGGGUUUCGAGACUUCCAGACCGAAACGAGUGAGUAUUGCUGUUUUAGACAGGAGCAGGAGCUACGGAAUGGUGGUCCAGUGGACAAGAAGCUGACCACAUUGGCAGAUCUCUUCAGACCACCCAUAGACCUUAUGCACAAAGGCAGCUUUGAAACGGCAAAGGAGUCUGGACAGCUGCAGAACAAAUGGUUGAUGGUGAACAUUCAGAAUGUGCAGGAUUUUGCCUGUCAGUGCCUGAACCGUGAUGUUUGGAGCAAUGAAGCAGUGAAAACCGUUAUUCGUGAGCACUUCAUCUUUUGGCAGGUUUAUCAUGAUAGUGAGGAAGGACAAAGAUACGUGCAAUUCUAUCAGCUCUCAGACUUCCCCUAUGUUUCCAUACUAGAUCCUCGUACGGGUCAGAAACUGGUUGAGUGGCGUAACUUAGAUGUAAGUUCCUUCCUGGAGCAGGUGACGGGGUUUUUAACAGAGCAUGGCCUGUUGGAUGGACUCUCCUGCAGCCCACCAAAGAAACGUCAACGUUCAGAGAGUUUGAUUGACGCCAGUGAGGACAGUCAGCUGGAAGCAGCGAUCAAGGCAUCUCUACAAGAGACGCACUACGAAUCGUCUAGCCCUGAAAACGAGGACCAGUCAGAUGAGGAAUCGGAGGCAGAAGCUUUCUCAGACAGUGAGGGCUUCAUUUCCAUCAAUGGAUCAGAUGACGAGAGGGAAGAGGAGACGAAUACAAAAAAGAAAACUCCACCUCACAAGGAUCUAAGCUGUAAACAGACGUGUGUAGAAUUACCUGAAAGGACUGAGACAGGAAAAGAUACUGGUUUGGAAUUUUCCUGCAAGGACAGUUCUGAGAGAAUACAGUCAGUGGCAGAUGCAGAAGCCUCAAUGAUGCAACAAGAGAUAGAAGAUGAGACAGAGUUUUUUGAUACCAGUGGACCAAAGGCAAGUCUGAUGUUGCGAUACCCAAAUGGACAAAGGGAACAGAUUGCACUCCCAGCUCAAGCAAAGUUAUUGGCACUGGUAAAACACAUCCAGUCGAAAGGAUACCCCAAUGAACGAUUUGAACUGGUCACCAACUUUCCACGCAGAAAGCUUUCCCACUUGGACUAUGAAAUUACACUACAGGAAGCUGGGUUGUGUCCUCAGGAAACUGUAUUUGUUCAGGAAAGAAAUUAAUGUGGGAUUGAAAAGAUUUUAUACAAGUGUUGGAAGAUCGGACAUGUUGGAAACAGCAAUCAGCUGACUUCAGUCCAAACAAAAAUAAAAAGUCACCCUUUUACUGGACCUACUGAGGCCACUGACACACAAAUCGCAAAAGGAAGAUUCAAAUCCGUGUUCACCUCUUAAAACUUUUUGAUUCCAAAAAAAAACAUUUUUACUGGACCAGAGAAGACUGUAUGUGAUUUUUUUGGUUAAUAAAUACCCAUCAUUCUAUGCUUGUGCUGUUACCUUUGGCUCAAUCAGGCAAUGGUACGGUUUUUUUUUCAAUCUACAUCUGGCUUUGGCAAUACUGAAGUGCCAUAACCAAAAUUCAGAAGAGCCUUGUAUGAAGCUGGAGUAUUUUGCAUUUGUUCUGUUGCUCUCUGUAACUGCCAGGCGGAAGCAGUUCCCCCCACAAAAGCCAGAUGAUAAAUGUUUUGACACCAAAAGCUGGAGAAACCACGGGGAAUGGUUUGGGUAGACCAACUGUCAUCUGAUCAGAUUUGACUUUUUUGUCUCUUGGUAGUGUUACUUGUUUAGGCUGUAAGUAUGUGGUAGGAAUUUACUGUUGUUCUCUGUGAUGUAUCUUCAAUUGCCCUAAUGUCAUCCUACAACAGAGUUGCGGGCCUGUGUUGAAACUCAUCAGCUCAUUACUGUGGGUGAAAGGUUUGCAGCAAUCCUUGGUUCUUUGAUGCUGACCUGGAGUUCAGGUAGGUCUCCUUUUCCAGAGUCUGCACAAUGGGACAAACUGCUGUAAAGUGCAAGUAAUGGCUUAUGUACACAUUUCCAGGAUCUUUUGCAGUAAAAUCAUUUAGAGAAUUAUAAACAAAAUCCCUAGUUGCCUAACACAAUCUCUGAGGGAAUCAAAACUCAACCCAAGGCCCCCAACAGUAAAGAGUCUAGGGGUCUACAGUCAAGAGGGUUCUAGUCAGUAAACUGAGAAAAUAAGAUCAGUUCUGAGGGAAUCUACACAGUCAUACAAUCGAUGAUAGAAGAAAACCUGGUAUGGAUUCUACACACAAUCUCUAACAGUUUAAAAAAAUGAAGGAUUCUACUUCAGUCUGUUUUGCUGACAGACUGGCUAUCUGUGACAGAUUCUACAACUUUCUGACAUUGAGAGCUCUUAGCGAUUUGACACAUCAUCUUUUUGAAGCCCUGUCAUAAGAGGCAUGGUAUUCUACACACAGGUCUAGGGUCCCAAGGGUAAGAUCUGUAGUAUCAAGAUCCUUAAGGCAAGACCAGUUCAGAUUGCAGAUCUGUAUGGUGGUCAUCUCGCUCACAGUAUUGACAACUGAGGAGUGCAAUUGCUUCGUCUGGAUCCAAGGACUCUUAACCGUAAGAGUUUAGGGUUUUAGACCGGCUCAUUUCCCCAACUAUAAAGGUGGGAUUCUGCAUAAAGUGCUGGAGUUCAUGACUAAGAACAGCGCUAUGGGAUUUGACAUACAAGCCCAAUGAUCCAUGUUUUGGACAGUGAAACUAGAUGAGAGACGGAACUUUUUAUUGGAAAAAAAAGUUUACGUUUCAGAUGUGACCCUUCGUCAGAACAGGUUGAUUUCACAUUUAUAGAUUUAAUCUCCACUCAGAUGCUGCACAGAUCUGGGAUCCCGUAUAUUGUUUGGUGGUGAGAAGUGGUAUGCUUUAUCACGUUAAAAUGGGCCCUGUGAGUGCAUGUGCACUAACGCCAUGCGCACACAUUUGUCAUGCUGGAAAGGAGCUCUGUAAUGUUUGACUUGAAAAUGGGCUUGUGUAUACAUUUGUCAUGUUUGAAAUGAGCUUUCCAUGUUUUGUCAUGUUGGAAAUGGGAAGUGUUUACAGUUGUGACCAUUCUACCAAUUUUGUUGAAAUGAGGGCAUCUGCUCUCCAUCUCGUCACCAGACAGGAGAAUGUAGCAGGACAGCCCAUUGACAUUCCACUGAGAAAAGCAAUUCUAUAUUUUGUUGGCAGUGGUGUAGUUUGUCCGUAUCCAUUCCAUUGCUAACAGCUCCACCAAGGACAGACGACCCACAUUAAACAGGACAAAUUGAGGAAAAUAAGGGACAAAACAAUACCCAUUUUUAAAUCUAUACAUGGUAUAAUAAAAUGUAGAAAAUGGUAGUUCUUAUAUAAAAGCUACUUUGGUAAUAUUUUGUGAAUGUAGAGACAAGAGAGGAUGUAAUGUGUUGGGCAGCCACCAAAUGUCUUGUGUCUACAGACUGCCUACUUUGCAAGCCUCCCCUAACCUCUGUUCUGGUUACAACUGCACCAAAUGAUGAGAAUAAGCCUGUUCUGAAUCUUGUUCCUGUAAUUAUUUUGUGAAACUAGAACAAAGGGUUACAUAAGCAGCAUUGUGAAACACUGCUUCACCAAGAUCUGGGCGUUAAUUCUUCAUUGAAUUUCUAAAAAAAAAUUAAAAUCAUGUCAUACAAUAUCACUGAUGCUGCUCAGUUAAUACUGCUUCAGUUAUUAAUGUGUUUGGAAUGUGAGAUUGUGCCCAUAUAUAGAUUCUGUAGAUGAGCUGGGUAUUUCUCUUCGGAGAUUGAUCAGUCGCAUACGUUUGACCUUUUUUGACUGAGCGAGUCAGUAAACUGCUGGAUAAAAUUUGGGAAGAACAUUGCAGGAUUACAUGAACUAGUGUCACAUUUUGUAAACCUCAAUCAAUAAAAUUUAUAGUUUGCUUUUUAA